AUGUCCGUCUUCAGCGCCAACUCCUUCGCCGCCCUCGGCGACGGCGACGACUACACGCCGCAGCCGGCGCAGAAGGCCGCCCCGGCGCCUGCCCCUCCUGCUGCCCCCGCUCCCGCCAGGGCUCAGCAGCAGCCGCGCAACAACAACGGCCCCCGCCGCGACAACCGCAGGGGCGAUAGGCCCGACCGCGAGGUCCACGCCGACGUCCCCGCCGGCGAGGGAGCCAAGGAGGACCGCGCCAAGAGCUUUGCCCGCGGCGGCGGCCGUGGCGGUCGUGCUUCGCGCGGCCCCGGUGGAAACCCUCGCGGCAACACCGGCACCUACAUGGGCGGCAACAGGCCCCGCCGCGAGAACGGCGGCGGACGUCCCUUUGACCGCAUGAGCCAGACCGGCCGCACCGACACUGCCAAGGCUGAGGCCGCUGGCUGGGGUGCCGACGACGGCAAGAAGGAGCUCGAGGCCGAGCAGGACGGCGAGAAGGACGCCCAGGCCGAGACUCCCGCCGAGGGCGCUGCCACCCCCGUCGUCGAGGCUGCCCCCGUCGACGAGGAGGAGCAGACCCAGACCUACGAGGAGUACCUCGCCGCCCAGGCUGCCAAGAAGCUCGCCAUCGCCGACCUCCCCGAGGCCCGCAAGGCCAACGAGGGCGAGGACCUCUUCGCCAACGCCAAGGUCAUCCCCAAGAAGGGCGAGACCGAGGAGGAGUGGCUCUUCGGUGCCCCCAAGGCCGCCUCGGGCAAGGCCAAGAAGCAGAAGGAGGCCAAGCAGUUCAUCGAGAUCGAGUUCGCCUCGAAGGCUCCCCGCCGCGACAACGACCGUCCCCGCGACUCGGCUCGCGGCGGCCGUGGCGGUGCGCGUGGUCGUGGGGAGGGCCGUGGACGUGGUGGUGCCCGUGGCGGCGCUGCUCGCGGACAGGGCCGCUCGCAGGCUGCUCCCGCCCCCGCCGUCACCGACUCGUCGGCCUUCCCGGCGCUCGCCUAA
This is a messenger RNA of Rhodotorula toruloides NP11, 981 nucleotides long. RefSeq names its product Hyaluronan/mRNA-binding protein. Gene Ontology annotation, cellular component: nucleus; cytoplasm. The record is from RefSeq and is a predicted model, not a curated record. The transcript has 4 exons. Bases 1 to 981 code for a protein of 326 amino acids. Gene Ontology annotation, molecular function: RNA binding. Lineage: Eukaryota; Fungi; Basidiomycota; Microbotryomycetes; Sporidiobolales; Sporidiobolaceae.